Molecule: messenger RNA, 4231 nt
Organism: Sceloporus undulatus (fence lizard)
Lineage: Eukaryota; Metazoa; Chordata; Lepidosauria; Squamata; Phrynosomatidae
Gene: KRT8
Product: keratin 8
Exons: 9
Coding region: 24-1448 (474 amino acids)
Cellular component (GO): keratin filament
Source: RefSeq, a predicted model, not a curated record
GCCAUUCUGCAGAAGGCUCCAGGAUGAAGCGCACCUCCGUCCGCAGCUUCAGCAGCCGCUCCUACACUCCGGGCCCUGCAGGCUCCCGCAUCAGCAGCAGCUAUGCCUCCUCCGGCUAUGGGGGCACCAGGGGCUCCUUCCGAGGGGCCUCGCUGGGCAGCAUCAGCGGAGGAGGCGGCAUGGGGGGCAUCACGGCCGUCAGCGUCAACAAGAGCCUGCUGGCGCCCCUCAACCUGGAGAUCGACCCCACCAUCCAACAAGUCAGGACCAAGGAGAAGGAAGAGAUCAAGAGCCUCAACAACAAGUUCGCCAGCCUCAUCGACAAGGUUCGCUUCCUGGAGCAGCAGAACAAGAUGCUAGACACCAAAUGGAGCCUCCUGCAGAAUCAGAAGGUCACCCGAAGCAACAUGGACAGUAUGUUUGAGGCGUACAUCAACAAUUUGCGUCGGCAGCUGGACAGCUUGGGCCAGGAGAGAGGAAGGCUGGAUGCUGAGCUGGGUAACAUGCAAGGCCUUGUGGAAGAAUUCAAGACUAAGUAUGAAGAUGAAAUCAACCACCGUACAGAGAGGGAAAAUGAAUUUGUUUUGCUGAAGAAGGACGUGGAUGAAGCCUACAUGAACAAGAUUGAGUUGGAAUCCCGCCUGGAAAGCCUGACUGAUGAAAUCAACUUCCUGAGACAAUUAUAUGAAGAGGAGUUGCGUGUAAUGCAGUCUCAGAUCAAUGACACCUCUGUGAUCCUGUCCAUGGACAACAACCGCAGCCUGGACUUGGAUGGCAUCAUUGCUGAAGUCAAAGCACAGUAUGAAGAAAUUGCUGCCAAGAGCCGGGCUGAGGCAGAGAGCAUGUACCAGAUCAAGUAUGAAGAGCUCCGGUCCGUGGCAGGCAAGCAUGGUGAUGACCUCCGCAACACCAAGAAUGAAAUAAAUGAGCUCAGCAGGAUGAUCACCCGGAUACAGUCGGAAAUUGAUGGGCUAAAAGGCCAGCGUGCUAACCUGGAAGCUGCCAUCACAGAGGCAGAGGAACGUGGAGAGCUGGCCGUGAAGGAUGCCACUACCAAACUGUCUGAGCUGGAGAGUGCCCUGCAGAGAGCCAAGCAGGACAUGGCCCGGCAGCUGAGAGAAUACCAAGAGCUGAUGAACGUCAAGCUGGCCCUGGACAUUGAGAUUGCCACCUACAGGAAGCUGCUGGAAGGAGAGGAGAGCAGGUUGGAGUCAGGAAUGCAGAACCUAAGCAUUCAGACCAAAACAACUGGCUAUUCAGGUGGUGUAAGCAGUGGAUAUGGUAGUUUUGGGGGUGGAUACAGCUCAUACUCAAGUGGUGGAUACUCCAUGAAUUCUUCUCCACUGGAGACCUCCUCAGUGACCAAAUCAAAAGCCAUCGUCAUCAAGAAAAUUGAAACCCGAGAUGGAAAGCUGGUGUCUGAAUCCUCAGAUGUGCUCUCCAACUGAGUUGUGGUUGCCUCCAGUUCAGAGUGCCUUAAUCCAAUGAGCCUUACCUAUUCUCUAGCUAGGCUAGUUGAUCACUAGGAGAAAUUGGAUGGGGGCAGAAGAGGCGAGUGGUGAAAUUACUUCUUUUCUCAUAUAACUUUCUGUACAACAGGGCCGCUGGGAACUUUGUGGCCCUCAAAAUGCUGUUGGACAACAACAUCCCUCACCCUCUGGCCAUUGGUUAUGCUGCCUGGGGUUUAUGGGACCUGGAGUCUAAGAACAUCUUGAAGGCCAUAGUUUUUCCCAGAGCUGCUCUAGGAUAUUAGAUACCACAAAACACUAUGGAACCCUCAAUUCCAGCCACUCUUUCCAUCUCCCUCACCAGUCAGAGGGCUUUCCAUGCUGAAUCCUCAGUAGACUAUUUUUAUCUUCCUAUCCCCUGAGAGUUCUUUUCCUUCUGAUCCUUUCUGUUCGCAGGGAACAGCUACCUGAGGAUUGGUACUCAGGCAGGUUUGAGUGUGCUGUUUGUGUGUAUCAGGGAUGGGCAAUCUCUGCCCCUCCAUUAUGUCUUAAAGUUGACCAGGCUGAAUAGGCCAAAAACAUUGGAGGGUUGUCCUUGUGCAUUCCUGGUAUAUGUAAUUCCUAAUCCCUUUCUCUUUUUCUUUCCUAUCCUCCUUUCUCUCUGUAGAAACAAAAUAAUAAGUGCCUUAACACUCAGCUAUGCAUCUUCUCUUGCAGAUGAAGUCAUUUUGGUUUUGUUACAAGAACUAAAAUUGCCUUCUCUCUGCGGGAGAAGAGCUAGAGCUGCCCGUAUAUCUUUAAGAACAACUUGAACUGUGAAAAAUAUCAGGCAAAGCUUUUCCUGGAAUGCCAUAAAUACCACAAUUGCCUUCUAAUAACUGCUGAGCAAAGGUCUGGUAAACCAUAUUGCAACCAAAUCCUCAUUUCUUCCCACAUCUCAUAGAGGUAGGUAGAGCAUUUUUUAAGAUACCAAAGACCCUUCACAUAAAUACUGGCAUCACCUGUAGGCCAAAAGGGUGACCUACAUGAAGAAAUUUAAUGCCACCUCUUUCCUGCCCUGUCAUUCAAAUAAAGAGAUAUAUAUCUCUGUGCCUGGGAUGUCCCAGAUAUGACCAGGCAAUCUUUCAAUUCCCCUUGCCUCUUAGGAAUAAUGGCAGGAACCCUAUAUCACUGUCUACAUUAUGUAACUUCACAAAUUCUUACCUAUGUAGCAGAGAUGCUAAGAAACCCUAUUAGUUAAUUGCCAAGAUGCUUGUUUGGACACCAGCAACAGUACCCAAUGCACUUGGUUCCAUUGUGCAUUGAUCAUUUUGUCAGCUCUGCUACAUAGUAAUGUAAUAACAGUACUAGAUACGGACAUUACAAGUCUGCCCAAUUCAAAUUUCUGCAUACAGAAGCCUGCUUAUGAAGAUGAAAGUUCUAUAGAGGAUUCUGGUCCACUUUCUUAGGAAGAAUAAUGGAGCCUUGAAUUUUGAAUUGGUUUUGUCACUACUGAUCUAUUGGGGUAUCUUUCAGAAGUCUCUUCAACAGACUAAGAAGUUUGGGGCUGGAUUCCCACAACUUCCUAGUUCUGUAGGUAUUGUGAAAGGCAAGUCCUCACCCUAUCCAAUAGAAAUCAGAAAGUGUUGCUGAACUUCAACAAUGAAAAGACACUGCAGUUAUGCAGCCCUAUAGUUGUUUGCUUACUUUAAUAAAAGAGAUGACAGGAAAACGUGGGAAUGGCUGCAAGUGGGAGAUGUCCUUGCCUGAAUCCUCUUCAUAAUUCUGUUUCAUCUUACUGUAAUGGUGUUAUGUCUUCAGACAGCAAAAUUGUGUGAGCCAGUUAAUUGGUGGCUCUUCUCAUUCUGAUAAGGGAGUGUCUGCCCCAGCACUACUGUAACUGGGAGGCGAUGGGUAACUGUACACUAUAGGUUUCAUCUAGAAGCAUCCAUAGGGCAUGAUCCAACAGAAGGUUGGCUUAUGAUGUUUGUCAGGCUGCCCCCUCCUGCACCUUUUUAAAAAGAGUCAGAGCCCCUGAAUUCAUUAGGACUUAGUCAGAAAGACAAACACACAGAGUCUGCACUUUGAAAGGGAACAUGCUCCAAACAAACCUGAGAGAGAUGAGGGGACCUGGUGGGAUGCUCACAAAUGCUUCAUGUUUUGGGCACAUUAUUUGGUCAAAUCGGGGGACAGUUGGAAAUAAACUUUGGUAUUAAGAUAGGUACCAAGUUUGUUUCAGUUUCUUUCCAGUAAGAAUUUAGUAAAACUGCCAGAUUUCUCUACUUUUAGAAGAAAAAUUUGAAUGCUGUAGGGGCCAAAACUGGUGGGCAGAUUUUCCUAUCCUUGCUGGGAACAGUGAUUUGCUUGCUGUAGGCAGAAAAAGAACAUUUAACACUAAUCUGAGAUCUCAAGCCCUCCGCCUGUUUCAGUCUGCAGUCCCCACCAACCCUUGCCAUUCUGGGUGGAGGAUUAGAGUUGCAAGCCAAAAGGGUCCUCUUUUUUGUUUUAGACUUUCAUAAAUAAAAGUCAAGGACUGUUAUAGGUUCAUAUGCUUUGCAUGUUUAUUUGGAAGUAUGCCUUAAUUGCUGCCCCUGGCCCUCCAUUUUUUUUAGUGUGGAAUAUAGUUAGGUCAAAACUUCAAUCUAAACUGAGGCUGUGAACAAAGCUUUUGUGCUGAAGGAUGUGGAAAGGAAGCGUUCAGGCUUAGGAGGAGCACAAAGCGAGACAAUCUGUGAAUUACCUUUGAAAAACUUCACUUGGUUUCCAUUUUAUUUGCAAUAAAAAGCUUUACCUCUUGAACUCCA